This is a messenger RNA of Clunio marinus, 2415 nucleotides long. The record is from the annotation of a GenBank genome assembly. NCBI's taxonomy places the organism in Eukaryota, Metazoa, Arthropoda, Insecta, Diptera, Chironomidae.
AAGUGUAAAAAGUUUUGAUUUAUUUCGGGAUGAAAAUAUUGUAGUUAAGUCGUUGUUUGAUUUCAUUUUCUACAUGCUUGAUGGAAAAGUUAUUAUAUUUGUAAAAAAAAGUGAAAUAAAGUUGAUGAGAAGUGGAAGAUAGAUGGAAGAAGAUGAAUUUUUUGCAUGAAGAUUUGAGUAAUCAAAAUAAAAAUUCCUUAUUUUUAAAUAAUAACAAUUUUAAUAUGGAUAAACACACAUCUAAUUGUCCUUCAAAAAGUCCUGAUCAAAAAGCAAAUGACGAAUUUCAAAACAUCAACGAGGCGGCAGCAAAUGAUGCAGUAGAUUCAGAUGAAAAUGAAAAUCAAGUAAAUAGCGAUUCGGACGAAAUGUUUGUGAAUUCUUACGACGAUUUGCCUGUUUCGGAAGAUGAUGAUGUGCAGCUGUCAAGCCCUUCAAACUCAUUGAAUUCGGACGUUGAUCAGAGAUGGUAUGCCUUUCGUGGUCGAUGGGGAGUGAAUAUGAUGGACGAUAAUCAUAAUGACAUAAACAAUCGACAAAUGGACAAUCCUUUGCCAGUUAUAAAUCAACAACCACCACAACAACAACAGCAACAAGAAGAAGAAGAGACAGAUUUUCUCGAAAUGGAUUUCGAACCUGACACUAAUUCUGAAAUUGAAAAUGAAGCUAAGUUUUCCGAUUAUAUUCUUCCAAAUGGCCACCAGCACAACGCAAGCAAUACAAAUGCUUUUAACUUCCUUAAUCAUGCUCCCCAACUUCCUCAAUCUGAAUAUCUAUUAAACAAUCUGCCACCGUUGGUGCCAUCGUUGAAAUCAAAAGAUGAGGCGGAAAAUUUUAUUCGACCGGUGAAUAAGAAUACGGGUGCAAAGCCGAAGCAAUUAUCAUCAGCAUUAAGUAGACCGCCGCAAAGACAAACUUCAAAACAAGUCUCAGAUGGUGAUAAUAUUUUUAAAAUCACAAGCACACUCAAUAAUAACAUAAAUGAUCCAACAUCAAGUUUAUAUCUCCUUUCAAAUGGUUACAUUAAUACCACGAAUAGCAAUGACGAAGUCUACAAUCUUGGCGCUUCAAGUUCACGUAGUGCACUUCAAACCGAUACCUUUAAUCAUUCUCAUAAACACGAUGCAAAUAUUUUCAUGAAAGUUCAUAAAUCACCAUCAAAGUCAUCGAAUCAUCAUAAUCACAAACACCUUCGUCUGUUUGAUGAUCAAAAUGAUCAAUUUUUAUAUGAAAUUGAACCUUUAAAGCCAAGAAAUUCAGUCACAAUUUAUACAACAAACUGUGAUGAGAAAAUUUUGAUUGAUGCGCUGAUGUCAUUAAAUCUUGAACCAAAUCGAGAAAUUAUUUCGUCAUAUUUCAAUCGUUCUAAGCCAUCAACACUGACAACACCUGGAACUGCAAAUAACUGUGAACUUAAUCUUAUCGAUUACAUCAUUUAUCGAUCAAAAUUAAACUGCAAUUACCUGAAACUUAUUGAGUUAAUCCAGAAAUCAUGCAAAUGUGAAAGUGAAGACAGUUAUAGUGAUAAGAAAAUGGACAUAAAUUUUUAUCCUUUGGAUCUUUUUUCAACGACACCAGAAAUGAUAGAAGUGGAAGUGAAUGAAAUCGUACAACGAUGGACACCGCAAUCUGAUCUUUCACAAUUAAUUAACAUACAAAACAAAUAUUUUUAUCAAACAAAUGUUCUCGGUAAAAUCGUCAACAUAAUCAGAAAAAUCAACCAAACACCGCCAGCAACAUUCAAAGAUAAAGAAACUAUCAAAAUUCCACAGUUUUAUGUCAGCGGAUACAUCACCAUCACGACGAAUGCUGGUUUUCCUUCGUCAUCCUAAACACAAAAUUCAAAUACGAAAACUUUUGCUAUUUAUAAUUCAAAACAAAGAAACACAAACAAAAGUUCUGUAAAUAAUUCAUUAUCUAAAUUUAUUUCUCAAAACUAUUUGAUUUGCUAAAAAGAAAAGGCGACAUUUAUAUAAUUAAACGAAUGAUUCAUAUCUUGAACUAAAAUAAAAAGUUUUACUUUGAUAAAAAUUACCUAAUCUUUCCAAAGCACCUUUUCCACAAACAAACAACUUUUGUUUUUUUCUAAGCCCUGAUGAAAAAGUUUUGAGGAACUCAAUAAAAAGUGAUUUAAAAUUUAAUAACUUUGCACAGUAUUGUUUGUCUUUGGGAUUAGAAUGAAUAAUAAUUAGGUAACUUUACACUUAUUAUCGACAUGAAGCAGUCUAAGAAGUCGAAAGUUUUGCUUCCGGCGUACAUAUUAACACUGAUUGUUUAAAGCUUUCAUCAGGAAUUCUCCAAUUGGCGCGAUAAAAGAGGUAGAUUGUAAGCAGCAAGCCCCAUACACGAAUCGGGGCAAUAAGGAAUGCUAAAAAUCCAUUUUGAAUGAAAUAAAAUACAGCGAGAAGAAUCUCA